Ascochyta rabiei is the source of this 609-nucleotide messenger RNA. RefSeq lists its product as uncharacterized. The transcript is spliced from 2 exons. Bases 1 to 609 code for a protein of 202 amino acids. The record is from RefSeq and is a predicted model, not a curated record. NCBI's taxonomy places the organism in Eukaryota, Fungi, Ascomycota, Dothideomycetes, Pleosporales, Didymellaceae.
AUGUCCACCGGUAAGCUUUUCACAACCGACCUUUGCAUCCAAGCUGAGAAGCAAAAAGCUGAAGCCGUAGCAGGAAUUCCCAACCAAAGCUCAUCCUCCCUCAACAUCGAAAACACAAACAUCCAGACUGCCCCAGGCGUCUCCCUCUCUUCCCAUCAACAAACCAUCGUAGGCUCCAUCCUCGACCUUUUCGCCGGCCGCCCAUCACUCCAGAAGCUGGCCCUUUGGCGCGACGAUGCAACAUUCGCCGAUCCCAUCACCAUUGCUGAGGGCCGUGAGAAGUACCAGGCGCAGUGGUACGGACUGCAGAGCGCGUUCAGUGAAAUUGAGAGGCAGCACCACAGCGUCAAAGAUGCCGGCAACCCGAUCCUGAUGGAUCUGAAGACGCGAUAUGUCAUCAAGGGUAUUGGGAAGGAGCAAAUUGUCAGCAGUUUGGUGGCUAUUCACCUCGACAGCGAGGGCAAGGUGCAGAAGGUCGAGGACAAGUGGGAUGGAAAGCUUCCCGAUGGUGCGAUUGCAAACGCCUUCCGUCAUCUCAACGCCGUGACAGUACCGAAGUUGAUCAACGUACCUAAGAACGACAAGGAGGAUGCCGAGAGGGGGAACUGA